AUGCAGGGCCCAUGGGGCCACGCCGCCGUCCACGAACCAGUCCAAGUGCCCACUCACCAAAUUCUCAGGGCAGAACCAGGUCUCCGUCUCCCUCGGCGGAGCCAACAUGCACCUCUUCCUCCAGGCUCAACCGUCGCCCAUGACUCCAUCCUGUCGCUGCUGCGAGAAUACGACCCAGCCCGACCUGGACCCCCCAGCUGCCGUCCAUGCAUCGCACACGCUCCACUGAAGAAGCCCGUUCACAAUCCACCUGGACCCGAACAGGAGCUGCCCGUGAAUAAUGCAGUAGGUCGUCUUUUGUUUUGCUGCCAUACAAAAUCAAAGUACCCAGGAUUUUUACGCGACUACGUUUUGGGCCCCCAAAGCCGCAAGUUCAAGCCCACUUCACUUGCACCGUCGCCAUCCAACUUCCCCUGGACCCCUGCUACCCUGUCCGGCCGACCAAGUGUGCGCGCCUCCCACCACGCGAGCGAGCCAAGCCAAGCCAAUAUUGCUGCCAGCUUCCCCCCCAAAUCGACCAUCCAUCCCGUCCCAUCUUCGCCCGCGCUCGUCCACUCGUUGCUCCUUCUUAACCUCGUCCUCCCCCCAGCCAGAACCAGGGAUCGUCGCCGCCUUCCAAGAGCCUCACCUUGCCUCGUCUUGCCCCUUCGCCAGACCAGAUCCGACAGAGCUGAUCGUCUCGACGACUCGACCACGGCGGGCAACUUCUUAAUCCCCCUAUCAAGUGCUACGGCCCACCUACUGGCGACCGACAGAAACUGCAAGCUUGGAAGCAACUGGAUCUCGUUCGACUCGACCUCAACCGCCCCGAAUUACCCCAAUUGUGGACGCGAACAAUCUCUCAAAGUCUUGUCGUCGACUGUAGCAUCGUCGACUCGUCAACUUUUCGGCCAUUAG
Molecule: messenger RNA, 897 nt
Organism: Colletotrichum tamarilloi
Lineage: Eukaryota; Fungi; Ascomycota; Sordariomycetes; Glomerellales; Glomerellaceae
Exons: 3
Coding region: 1-897 (298 amino acids)
Source: RefSeq, a predicted model, not a curated record